Messenger RNA from Equus quagga, 2557 nucleotides. RefSeq names its product UTP14A small subunit processome component (gene UTP14A). Gene Ontology annotation, cellular component: nucleolus; small-subunit processome. NCBI's taxonomy places the organism in Eukaryota, Metazoa, Chordata, Mammalia, Perissodactyla, Equidae. The coding region runs from base 77 to 2398 and encodes 773 amino acids. The record is from RefSeq and is a predicted model, not a curated record. The transcript has 15 exons. Gene Ontology annotation, biological process: rRNA processing.
UCGCUUUGCGGCCGGCACGGAAACUGCUGUCCUUUUGGCUUCCGCUCCAGGCCCAUGUGAGGGACCGGCUGCGGCGAUGAGCGCACUCCGGGCUGAGGAGAGCCUUUUGGCUUUAAGGCAACAGGAAGAACUAGAGGAUUUGCCGAAAGAAUACCCCUUGAGCACCAGUGAAGAUGAGGGAGACAGUGAUGGAGAAAGAAAGCAUCAGAAGCUUCUGGAAGCAAUCAGUUCCCUUGAUGGAAAGAAUAGGCGGAAAUUGGCUGAGAGAUCUGAGGCUAGUCUGAAGGUGUCAGAGUUCAAUGUCAGUUCUGAAGGAUCAGGAGAAAAGCUAGUCCUUUCCGAUCUGCUUGAGCCUGGUAAAACUUCAUCCUCGUUGGCCACAGUGAAAAAGCAGCUGAAUAGGGUCAAAUCAAAGAAGACUGUGGAGUUACCACUUAACAAAGAAGAGGUUGAGCGGAUCCACAGAGAAGUGGCAUUCAAUAAAACCUCACAAGCCCUCUCCAAAUGGGAUCCCAUUGUCCUGAAGAACCGGCAGGCGGAGCAGCUGGUUUUCCCCCUGAAGAAGGAGCAGUCAGCCUUUGCUCCCAUCGAACAUGUGCUCAGUGGCUGGAAGGCAAGAACUCCCAUGGAGCAAGAAAUUUUUAACCUCCUCCAUAAGAACAAGCAGCCAGUGACAGACCCUUUACUGACUCCCGUGGAAAAGGCCUCUCUCAGAGCCAUGAGCCUGGAAGAGGCUAAGAUGCGCCGAGCAGAGCUGCAGAGGGCCCGGGCCCUGCAGUCCUACUAUGAGGCCAGGGCUCGAAGAGAGAAGAAAAUCAAGAGCAAAAAGUAUCACAAGGUUCUGAAGAAAGGAAAGGCCAAGAAAGCCCUAAAAGAGUUUGAGAAGCUGCAGAAGGUCAGUCCUUCUGCAGCAUUGGAAGAGCUGGAAAAAAUUGAAAAGGCCAGAAUGAUGGAGCGAAUGAGCCUUAAGCACCAAAACAGUGGGAAAUGGGCAAAAUCAAAGGCAAUUAUGGCCAAAUAUGACCUGGAGGCUCGCCAGGCUCUGCAGGAACAAUUGGCCAGGAACAAAGAACUGACGCAGAAACUCCAGGCGGCCUCCAAGAGUGAGGAAGAGGAGGAAGGCGCAGAGGAAGAGGAUGAACUGCUUGUCCCUGAUGCGGUGAAUGAGGUGCGGAUGAAUGCAGACGGACCGAACCCCUGGAUGCUCAGGAACGGCCCCAGUGAAGCGGAAGAGGUCGACAUCCAGAAGGACCCUGAACAACCUCCAGAGCCUGUGGCCCACGAGGCUUCUGAAAGUGAGGGAGAAGAAAAUCCAGUGGCAGAGGAAGAAAUGUUGUUGAAAGAAUUGGAGGAAAGGCGAUCACUUAGAAAAAAGCCUGGGCUCAACCAGGAUGCCAAGCCGGUGGGCAGACGAGAAACAAAAGAUUCUAGCAGCCAGGAGGUGCUGUCCGAAUUGAGGGCACUUUCCCAGAAACUCAACAAGGAAAACCAUCGGUCCACGAAGCAAAAAAUGAGUUCAGCGAGAACAGUUCUGCCAGUCCAGAGAGAGGAAGCUGCUGACGAAGAAGAGGAGCCCAUGCUGCUGCAGAGGCCAGAGAGAGCACGGACUCUGGACGAGCUAGAGGAGCUGGGCAGAGAAGGAUGCUUUCAAGAUAAGGAGCAUCCCAGACCUGCAGUAAAUGGGCAGUGGUUGGAGAGGAAGCCAAACAAUCAGCCUAGUGCCCCCAAGGAGAAGCCCAAAAAGGAGCAAAUGAUUGAUCUACAGAACCUCCUAAGCACAAAAUCGCCUUCUGUGAAGUCUUUGGCCGUUCCCACGACAGUAGAGGAAUGGGAAGAUGAAGAGGAGAAAGAUCAAAGGCAAAUGAUAAAGGAAGCUUUUGCCGGGGAUGAUGUCAUCAGAGACUUCUUGAAAGAGAAGAGAGAGGCUGUGGAGGCGAGUAAGCCAAAGGACGUGGACCUGACUCUGCCUGGCUGGGGCGAGUGGGGCGGUGUGGGCCUCAUGCCCAGUGCCAAGAAGAGACGCCGGUUUCUUAUUAAAAUCCCUGAGGGUCCUCCAAGAAAAGACAAGAAUUUGCCAAAUGUGAUUAUCAAUGAGAAGCGAAACAUCCAUGCAGCAGCUCAUCAGGUCCGAGUGCUUCCGUAUCCAUUCACCCACCAUCAGCAGUUUGAAAGGACCAUCCAGACCCCUAUAGGAUCCACAUGGAACACCCAGAGGGCCUUCCAAAAGCUGACUACACCCAAGGUCGUCACCAAGCCAGGCCAUAUCAUUAAGCCUAUAAAAGCAGAGGAUGUGGGCUACCGCUCUUCCUCAAGGUCAGAUCUCUCUGUAGUACAGAGGAAUCCAAAACGGCUCUCCAUCCGUCACAAAAAACAGCUGAAGAAAAACUCUGUAGAUUGAGUUGCUGGAGAGUGACAUCUUACUGCCCAGAACUAGGAACCGACUUCUCGAUUUGCCCGGUUUUACUCCGAGCUACAAGAUCAACUCCAAAACGGGCUUAGCACACUGUGAGUGUAGUUAAGCCACAUUUUAAAAAUAAAGGCAUUUUUAUCUAUUUAA